This is a messenger RNA of Symbiodinium sp. CCMP2456, 372 nucleotides long. Lineage: Eukaryota; Dinophyceae; Suessiales; Symbiodiniaceae. The record is from the annotation of a GenBank genome assembly.
AUGUCAGCGCGACGCAGCUGGCGGGUUCGCAAGAAUGGUUACCAGCCGGCCGUCGAGGAUCGGUUUGUGGAGCAUGGCGAAAGAUUCGAGGAUGGUGCGGUAGAGCGGUUCCAAGGCCCUCACAAGUUCUUGUCGAACUUCUUCUGGUCUCAGCUGGACUAUGAGGGCCUUUGCUACCCCUCCGUGGAACAUGCUUUCCAAGCCGCGAAGCUACGCAGAAACGAGGAGCGAUUGGCUUGGGGCUUCACUGGCAGCAUCAGCUUCGGUGAGGCCAAGCGGCUAGGACGCCAGGUCGUUGGCGGUGGCUUUGAGUUGAAACUGGAAAAUCUGACGAAGUUGAUCCAAGAUUCAACACCGUCUUCCUCAUCGUAA